UUUCCUCCUUUUAGCCUCCUAUUAUCAAAUAAUCCAAUUCAUCCAUCUCCUGUAACCAAGCUAUUUCACUCUCUUUUCUGGGUUUGUCGCUUUUCUCUACCUCUUUUUUCUUGACCCGAUCUUUGUCAAAAACCACCUAUUUUGAAGAUUUGUGUUCUUGAUUGUUUAUUUUGACUUCUUUUACCUGCAAAGGUUUCUGACUUUUGUGUUGGCCUGCUGUGUGAGUUUAAUCCAUGGCGGGCUUGGAGAAGCAAUUAUUGUCACAGCCUAUCCAUUUAGCUGACCGAGUAAUCAAAGCUGCUGAUGAAGCCUCCACUUUCAAACAAGAAUGCGCUGAACUCAAAUUCAAGACGGAAAAGCUCGCCUCUUUACUCCGGCGAGCCGCUCGAACCAGCUCCGUCCUGUACGAGCGGCCUGCUCGCCGGAUAAUUUACGAAACAGAGCAAACCCUUGACAAGGCUCUGGCCCUGGUCCAAAAAUGCCUAGCUAAUGACGUCAUGAAACGCGUUUUCACCAUAAUUCCGACAACCGCGUUUCGUAAAAUGUUGUCUCACUUGGAAAAUUCGAUCGGUGACGUGUCUUGGCUUUUGCGUGUAUCGGCGUCGGCUGAUGAUCUUGACGACGAGUAUUUGGGAUUGCCUCCGAUUGCUGCUAACGAGCCAAUUCUUUGUCUUAUAUGGGAACAGAUUGCGAUUCUCUAUACUGGCUCAGUGGAUGAUAGAUCUGAUGCUGCUGCUUCGCUGGUUUCGCUGGCGAGAGACAACGAUCGGUACGGGAAGCUGAUUAUUGAAGAAGGAGGGAUUCCGCCUCUGCUGAAAUUGGUCAAAGAAGGGAACAUGGAAGGCCAAGAGAACGCCGCAAGAGCGAUUGGUCUACUGGGUCGUGACCAGGAAAGCGUCGAAUACAUAAUCCACGCAGGUGUUUGUACUGUGUUUGCGAAAAUGCUUAAACAAGGUCCUAUGAAAGUUCAGGCUGUAGUGGCUUGGGCUGUUUCUGAGCUAGCGGCGAAUUAUCCCAAAUGCCAAGAUCUUUUUGACCAUCAUAAUAUAAUUCGGUUGCUAGUUGGCCAUCUUGUAUUUGAGACAGCUGAAGACGAGCAUGUUCAGAUUACCAUUCCUAUCAAUAAAGCCACAUCAGUCCUUGCAGUUGUAAUGGCAAGAAAUCACUUGAACGCGAGCAAAGCAAUGGAUAAAUAUGAUAAUGAUGAUCAGCAAAAGCGUAACCAACCUUCUGAUACAAGUUCUAAAGAUAGGGAAUUUGAAGAUCCUGAGACCAAGGCUACAAUGAAAGCAAUGGCAGCUAAAGCACUAUCCCAGCUUGCCAAGGGUAACUCCUCUAUAUGCCGUAGCAUCACCCAGUCGAGAGCAUUGAUGUGUUUUGUAGUUCUCUUGGAGAAAGGUACAGAAGAUGUUAAAUACCAUUCAGCCAUGGCUUUGAUGGAGAUCACAGCAGUGGCAGAGCAAGAUACUGAUUUGAGAAGAUCCACAUUCAAACACAAUUCGCCUGCGUGCAAAGCUAUUAUUGAUCAGUUGCUGAAAAUCAUCGAAAGAGCUGAUCAUAACCUCCUUAUACCAUGCAUCGAGACUAUAGGGAACCUGGCCAGGACAUUUCGAGCAACAGAGAGCAGAAUGAUUGCCCCAUUGGUUAAACUUCUAGAUGAGGGAGAAGAUGAGGUGUAUAGGGAAGCUUCAAUUGCUCUCACAAAGUUUGCCUGCACAGAAAACUAUCUCCACCUUGAUCAUUCCAAGGCAAUCAUACAAGCUGGAGGGGAAAAGCACCUAAUCCAGCUUGUCUAUUUUGGCGAGCUUAUAGUUCAACUGUCAGCAUUAUAUCUCCUAUGCUACAUAGCUAUGCAUGUCCCAGACAGCGAGGAGCUCGCACAGGCUGAGGUGCUUACAGUGCUAGAAUGGGCAUCCAAACAAUCGUUUGUGGCUCAAGAUGAAACACUUGAAGCAUUGCUAGAAGACGCCAAAAGCAAAUUGGAGCUUUAUCAAUCCAGAGGUUCAAGGGGAUUCCAUUGAUUUGUAGCAACAUAUAUGGUCUUUUGUUAUGUUCACUGCAUAUAAUUUUCUUGUUUAUUUCUUUCAGCUUUGUCAUUCCAUUUGAAUGUACAUACAAUUAGUUUUCUUCUUUCCAUAUAAUAUAUUUCAAGCAUUCGAGUCGUUUGCUUGGCUGCCGCUUCA
Messenger RNA from Manihot esculenta (cassava), 2183 nucleotides. RefSeq lists its product as uncharacterized. Gene Ontology annotation, biological process: cell surface receptor signaling pathway. Gene Ontology annotation, molecular function: protein binding. Lineage: Eukaryota; Viridiplantae; Streptophyta; Magnoliopsida; Malpighiales; Euphorbiaceae. The record is from RefSeq and is a predicted model, not a curated record. Bases 234 to 2021 code for a protein of 595 amino acids. The transcript has a single exon.